AUGAAUUAUCUCAUGGAUCUAGAUAUAAAAGGAGGAAGAUUCACAUGGUUCGGAAAUCCAAGGAAUGGAGUCAUCACAAGGGAAAGGAUAGAUAGGGCAUUGGUCAAUUGGGAAUGGAGGGCACUGUAUCAGCAGGCAUCACUCAAAACUCUACCGGCUAUUAGUUCAGAUCAUAGCCCAUUGAUUCUGAACAUGAAUCAGAUUCAGAAGACAGAGAAGAACUUCAAGUUCGAGGCAUUUUGGACUGACCAUGAGGAAUGUGAGAAUAUAGUAAAAAGGGGAUGGGAAAAGGAAGACAUCCAAGGUUGCGUAUGGAAAGGAAUAACAAGAAGGAUGGAAAACUGCAAAGAGGAGUUGACAAAUUGGAGCAAGAAGACACUAAAGCGAGCAGAUAAAGAAAUAUGCAAAUUGAAGGAAGAAUUAAAGAAGUUACAGGAUUCGGACUUAUCACAAGAGAAGCAGCAGAGAAUUCAGCAAAUAAAAGAGAACAUAGCUGCUCUAUGA
This is a messenger RNA of Arachis stenosperma, 504 nucleotides long. RefSeq lists its product as uncharacterized. Lineage: Eukaryota; Viridiplantae; Streptophyta; Magnoliopsida; Fabales; Fabaceae. The record is from RefSeq and is a predicted model, not a curated record. The transcript has a single exon. Bases 1 to 504 code for a protein of 167 amino acids.